Molecule: messenger RNA, 2297 nt
Organism: Stylophora pistillata
Lineage: Eukaryota; Metazoa; Cnidaria; Anthozoa; Scleractinia; Pocilloporidae
Source: RefSeq, a predicted model, not a curated record
UCGUGGCUCUAGUGCCCACAUGUUUGUUGUUCGCGAGGGUGAAAUACUCAAAAGUCGAUUUUCCAAAGGGACUAAAGCAGGUAAACAACAGCUACAAAGAGGAGAGUAUCUGGUGAGAAAUGUUUUUGAGCGACACAAAAAGUACAAAGACUUCAAUCGUACGUCUACUGUUAUCACUAAGUGGAAUGGACAUGAGCUCCCCUUGGGUUUGAUACAGUUUACCUUUGCUGCCGACGAACAUCAUAUAAGCUGUCAUAAGCACCCAUGUUCCGGAAAGCAAUUCAUCCCUACAGCCCCAUCCACCAAGGUGAAGAUGUUCAAAGAGGCUACUGAACAGAAGGGUCCUUCAAGAAUCUUUGAUGAACUUUCAGAAGCGGCAGGGGGUAUACUUCACUGUGAGCAAUCCGCCGACUUGCCAAGAGAUAGUAAGCAAGUCAUCAAUGUCCGGCAUCGAGCUCAAAACAAAGCUAGCAGAAAAGAAUUUGCCACUUUACUGGAUCUGGCAAAAGAUCACAAAGAUGUGCACAAUCUCCAAUGGAUGCCGUUGCCUAGAGUGGUCUACUUCAUGGAUGAGCAGCUUGAUGACAACCUACAAGAGUGCUGUCGUCCCAAAUCUAUGUCUAUCUUAUCAAUUGACACAACAUUUAAUGUCGGAGACUUUUACAUGACCACAACGACGUACCAAAGCGAAAAGGUUGUAAGCAAGAAAACUGGUAAAGCUGCCAACUUGCCUGGUCCUGAGAUGUUUCAUACAACCAAAACUCAGAGGGAUUACCUUUACUUCACCCACACCCUUUUGGAAAGUAAUUACAAUCUUGAAAAAGUUGCUUUUUUGGGUGGGGACAGGGACAAGGCUCAAUCCUUCCUUCUCAAACCAUCAAAGGGCUGCACUUUUAUCCCAUGUACAAAACAUGUCCAGGAUGAUAUAAUGCGAAAGAUAGGAGAACUUGGCUUGAGUUCAGCCAAAUCUGAAAUACUUCAAGAUACUUUCAGGGAUGAGCGAAGGAAAGAAAAAGGAAUUAUCAACAGCGGAACUGCUUAUGAGUUCAUGGCGAAAGUGGAAAGUGUUUCCAACAAGUGGGACAAGAUGGAAGAAGACAUUACUGGUAAGAGUCCCCAAUAUGUGCGCUAUUUUCAACGGAACAUACAAGACAACAUGAAGAAUGGCAUGUUGUUACCAGUACGUAGACAAGCUGGGCUAAAUGAUGAAUUCUUUUACAGCAAUGCUCAAGAAAGCAGCAAUUUUGUGUAUAAAAGCAAGAUUCUGGAAAAGAAAGUAGUAGAGGGAACUGGGUAUAGACCAGACCCAAAGUGCACAUGGGCUGAAGCAAUCUCUGUCUACAGGGCCUUGGUGGAGCAAAGUAGGAGAGAUAUUCAGCACGCAGUUCUAGGAAAAGGUCCUUACAAUCUUUCACUGUUGCAUCAACAUCUAGCUGUUUCUGCAACCAGUUGGUCCGGAAAGACCAGGAAAGAAAGGGAGCUUCACCUUGCCAAGCUUGGAACAUCCAUUGCAGUGGAAACAGAAGAAGAAAAUAGAGAAGAACCCAUGGAAAAGCAAGACGUUAUCAGCAGCUUCGUAGAUUCAGGUUUACCUGAAUUACUUAAAGGUAGCUGGACGAACACCAACAGCAUCAUCCAAUUGGAUGGAAUUGGUUCGUUUCCUAAUGAAAACACCCGAAGGGUAGUGAUAUCCUUAACCAGACCAAUUUCCCAUACAGUCCAAAUAACGGAAAAGAAAUUGGCUUGUCUUGAAUGCCCGCAGUAUGACAAGUGUGGAAUUUGCGCCCACACUCUAGCAGUAGCACACCACCUUGGCAUGCUUUCGGAUUAUGUCAAGUCCUACCAAGUGCCAUUAGCCAGGAUAGUUGGUGCGAUGAUCCCCAGCGGUGCUGGAAAGGAUAACAAACGGAAGAACAUCCACAAGCAAACAGUAAAACCUAGCCGGCAUGUGUCACAAUACUGAAACCAAAUUGACGUAGAAAGCUCUGAUGAGUGCGAGAGUACACCCUACGAGGUAGUUUUUGUUACUGCCACAAUACCAUGUGCUAUGGAUGUAAGGGACGCAUCCGUGACAAGCCAUCUGAUCCACCUCCACCUGUCCCUUGUGAUAUGUUGUUGCAUCAUCUAGAGCGUCAUGUGUACCAUCGUCGAAAGGAAACAAAUAUAUGCAUCACGAAACAACCAGAGCAUGUAUACUACGGUAACCAUACCCUCCGUACAUGUACCCCUACAGCAGCGAGGGACAACAUCUUGAUAGCAGAAGUGAUUCACUGCAAAUUGGCAAAUUCCAACAAACA